AUGUUCAAGACAACAAAAAGUUUGAUUAAACUCGUCGAGAAAUCUUCCAGUGAACAGGGCUCUGGAGAACGAGCGAAACAUCUUAUAAGUCAAGGAGCAGAUAUCAAAGCUCUAACAAGUAAUGGUCCUAUGAUUCAUUGCGUCAUUGCUGAAGAAAAACGUCAGCGACUAACAAUGCCCUUGGAAGCCGACAACUGUUUACGUUUAAUUCAAGUUCUAGAAAAAGCUGCUUCCGAUCUACUGAGUGCGCAAGUGUUCUCAGAAAAUGGGGCUGAUCUUCAAGAAAUGCGUUCACUAGUAAACUUGAAAGGAAACUGCUAUCAACUAGAGACUUACGGUCCAUUGGGUUUAUUGGGAUCACUAGUCAAUCAAGACAAGAUUCCCAUUCAAGUGAAUGUUGUGCAAUUUCUGAUGGAAAGUGACUUAAAUGUGAAAAUGGCUUUAAUUGCUUUCAACGAGGAAGGAAAAAACUGUUUGUCUCUCGCGAAAACCAAUCAAAAGUGUCCAAAGGAUGUGAUUGAUUAUAUGCAACAACAGCUUGAUGAGAUUAUCAAUCAGAUUCCAUUUACACAACCGCAAAUCAAUCCAAAUCAAGUCAUUGCGUGGAUUCGUUCAGGUGCAAACAUUGAAGCGACUGACAAUAAUGGUAAUACUAUUCUUUCCAAUGCUGCUAGUACUAAUAAUUUAGAACUUGUUCGUGCACUUGUCUCAGCCGGCAGUAAUACGACACAUAAGAACAAGGAUGGUCUUACUCCUUUACAAAUUGCUAAGAAAACUGUGCCGAGAAAUCCUCCAUUGGUCGCAUAUUUAGAAGGACAGAGCGUGAACGUCGAAUUAGGAAAACUAAUUGAAACAAGAAAGUCUGCAUUAACCAUGGAGGAAGUACAACGUCUGCUCGAAAAUGGAGCGAAUAUUAAUGCGUCCAUGACCAAUAGUAAUUCGGCACUUCAUCUAUUGAUAGCUAAUCAAGGAACAACAGAUAUGGUUAAAACUUUUAUUAAUGAUUUCAAUGCUGAUUUAGCUGCAAUAAAUAGUGAUGGAUAUCGACCGAUCGAAACAUGUAUUCUAAUUGAUAAGAAGCCAUAUCCUUAUCUGCAAACAAUAUUAACGCUACCAAAAAUGACCAUAGACAAAUUUCGAAAUCCGACAUUGAAUAAAACUCUUCUACAAUUUGCUAUCGAACGGAAGCGUUCGGACGCAGCACACCUAAUACAAAAUGAACUUAAUCUUCGUUUGUGGAAUUGCAUAGCACGUGCCAACACCAAUGACGACAAUAAUAAGACUAUUGCAGAUACAGCCACUCAACUGAUCAGCUACGGUGCUCAGAUUAAUCACCUACACACUGACGAAGAAUAUGAUCAAUGGACAGUCCUACAUCUAGCAACUAAAGUUACUACAGUAAGAAUGCUCCGAUACUUGAUCAAACAAUUGCAAGCGGAUAGUAUGCUGCAAAAUAAUCAUGGUGACUAUUCAAUUUCUAUUGCGGCUCAAUUUGGGCAUUUGACAACAGUUGAAUAUUUACAUAGUGUACUAGAGUCAGAUUUGAACGUGCGAAAUAAAGACAUGGAGACACCACUACAUUUAGCAACAAAACAUAAUCAUUUACUCGUUGUUCGAUAUCUUGUCAAAUGGGGCGCUGAUGAUCAAGCUCAAAAUUCAUUGAAACAAACGCCACUGGACGUAGCACGUCAAAACGUAACCAACGACAAAGAAGAAGGAAUUAAUAAUAAAAAAAUUAUCGAGUUUCUUGCUCAACUAGUUUGUCCUCGAGUAGAUUGUACUGCUGAAGGACCAAUAACUCAAAAGAAGCCUACAUAUAAUCUUGACGCAUGUGAUCUACCGAUACCAGUGCCCUUGCAACCCAUUAGUAUGAAUACGUAUGAUGAUGAUGCGGCAGUAGGUAAUAAAAGUAAAAAGCUUUUCUCCACGAGUCCCAAUUUCAAUUUGCACGAAGCGGCGAAAAAUGGUAAUAUAAUGUUAGCUAGAAAGGCUAUCGGUGAAGGAGCAGACAUUCGCUAUCGUAGCGGAGGCCGUACUCCGCUAGAAGUAGCGCUCAUGUCUCAGAAUGGAUAUGGAGAAAAAUCGAGAGCUUUAAUAUACACUGCGAUAGAUAUUCCACGUGGUCAAGUGAUGCCAACUGGCUGUCAACAAAUUGCUCAGAUGAUCCAACAGAUCGCCUACACAAAGAUAGUCGAAGCUAUUCAACAAUCUAAUGCAAGUCUCGUCGUAGCCUAUCAUCGAGCAGGAGCACCCAUUACGACUGAUUUACUCUACAAAGCUUGCAGUGCAUCAGACAAUAUUGAAAUAGUAGAUUAUCUUAUUGGUCAAAGUUUCGAAAUCUAUCAGACCAUUCUCAAUGAUGUUUCAUCCAAUGCUCCGUAUCGCCUUGCAAAAGCGAACAAAUUCAAUCAAAUUGCUGCGUAUCUUAAGUAUCGAUUAUCAGUUGAAUGCACAGAAGCCAUAAUAGAAAAUAAUCUCGAGCUAGUCAAAAAAUUAGUCAGUGCUGGAGCAAGUGUCGAAUUAGAAAACACGAGUAAUUUAAAUGAAGCUAUCCAACAUCAAAAUCUUGAAUUAAUUCAAUUUCUUUGUGAAAAUGGUGCUAAUAUGCCAAAAGAAUGGCUUUCUACAAAAAAAAUUCUACUUGAUUCAGCUAUGUCUCAGCAGUUCACACCUGAGGUUACACAGGUGAUUAAUCGGUGUUUAAUUGAAAAACGAUUACGUUUUGCAGCUGCUAAUGGUGAUCACGAUGGAGUACUUCGCUGUCUACGUCUUGGUGUUAAUAUCAAUUCAGCAAAUUGUCACGGUUCAACUGCAUUAUUGUGUACAAUACAACAUGGAAAUUACUUUGCCAUUGUUCAUGCGUUGGUUUCACGUGGUGCAUCGAUGUUACACUCUAAUGAAAAUGCACCAAUGUCACUGAUCGACCUGGCAACUCAACAAAAUUACAAACAUAUUGCUAAUUACCUGUCGAAACAAUUGAAUACACAAUUUUUGUCUACUAUUCUCAAUAACGAUCGACCGAGUGCUGAAAAUUUCGCACAGUUAGGUGCUGAUUUCAAUUACAGAGAUGAACAACAACGUACACCAUUACAUUAUGCUGUGCAAUACCAUGGUAUCGAUCUAGUAGCUUGGUUGUGCGAAUGUGGCAGUGCACCGACUAUCUGUGAUGUUAAUGGUGAUUUUCCAAUAAUACAAGCUACUGAAAAAGGUGACUAUGCUGUUGUUGAACUGUUCGUCUUGAAAUAUCCAGCUACGAGGAAGCAAGUGAACAAAGCUGGUAUGACAGCGUUGCAAACUGCACAAAAACUGAAGUUUAACCGUAUUGCUCAAUUGAUCGAAACAGGCAAAGGAGUGCCCGAAUCUGAAAAUGAUCAAAAAACUGACGGACCACUUCACGAUGAAACAACACUAAUACAAGCAGCACGUAACGGUCACAUUAAGAUCAUUCGUGAAUUUAUUACUCAACGUUACGAGUCUAAAGAAGAAAAGAAACAGUUAUGCUCCAAAUUGAUUCAAGUAGCAAAAAAAGCUUCCCAAUAUGAAGUUCUCGAUGCUCUUGAACCCUACUACAAAACCGAAUUACGAACUGAACUGGCAUCGGAUAUGCACGCCGGUGGUAACAUCGUACUGAGCGAACGUUAUAAGCAAAUUCUAUUUGGAUUUCUUGGAUCGCUGAAUAAUUUGAUUUCUGGAAACUCUGUCCUGCUCGAUCCUGCAGAUCCUAAUACUUAUAAAGAAUUUUUCGUUGGUUUGACUGACAACGUGGCGAAACGUAGAAAAGAACUCGAACAGAUCAAAACUGAGCAAGAUGUGAAUAAACUCAUUCAGCAAGAUGAACUUCAUACGAAAGAACAACUGAGCAAAAUUCAAGAGCAAUUAGAAGAAUUAUUUGAGGGCAAAGAUAACUUACAAGCUCGACUACUUGAUACCGAUGACAGAUUAUUCAAAGAGCAAAAACUUACAGCAUCACAACGUAAAGAAUUUCUUAAAGAAAAAGAGCUUCACGAACAACAAUUGGCUACUUAUGAAUGUUCAAUAUUUUUAUUCCAACGGCAACAAGAAGCGACUUUAAAUCGACAAAAAGCCGUCGAUUUUCUUAAAAGCAACAUAAAUUUGAUGAUGUUCUACCGAACGAUAGAAAAUUGUUUAGAAGCUUUAUUUCACAGCUGUCUGGCGGCACAAGGGGGUUACGUUAGAGUCGAACAGACGACAAAAUUUGGUACGGCAGCAAAAAUAGUGAAUACACUUCAAAGGAACAUUCCGAUAAUAAAUCUACAGACAACCAUUACCAAAGGACUGCUUAGUCCUGUACUAUCGAAGCUCGAUGAACGGCAACAGAAAAAAGAAUUUCAUAAUAUAUCAACAUUGGGAAAUAUUGAAGAGUUGAGACGUAUUGCAUCGGAAACAGCCGGUCUAGUCACACUUUACUACAAUGAACAAAUACAAUCGAUUGAUACAUCACAAAAAAUUCAAGGUAGCAAUAUGUUCAACGAACAAUUACAUUGGCUUAAACAAAUUUACGAUGUCCGUCCGGAAACUUCUGAAGAGAUGACUGUUGUUAUGGUUGCCGAGUAUGUUACCGCUUGGAUAAUUGAUGGUCUAAAAGUAGGCACAAGCAUUAUUCCUACUGAGCCUAUACCACCACAACUAUGGUUGCAUGUUGCAAAGAAAGAUCCUACUGAUCUGGGAAAAAUAAAUAAAAUAACAGAUACUGUCGGACUUUCGGCAGGACGACAGAAGAUUCCUGUAAAAGUCAGAAAUGCUUUUGGAAAAGAAAUUACUAUUAAAAUACAGCUUCGAUAUCUGAUCGGCUGUGUUUCGGUUGUGGGUAACGAUGGAAGUAUCUAUCAGUAUCCCGUAUCACGAAAUAACACCGAUGACGAAUUGAUGGAACUAGAAUAUUUCGGCUAUGUAUAUGUUACACCUUUUUCAUCAGACCAGAAAUCUUUACAAUCGAUCGUCGAGGACAGAAAAUUGCAUCUUGCCAAACGAGACAACCACGGUAAUAUUCUUACCAGAUUUCAGGACAUUAUUCAACAUGCACAAACAUUCAUCAACCAUCACGAACAACAGCAAGCUAGUAAAUCAUUGCUUACACGAGAAACAGCAAAGAAAGUAGCUGAGGUACUUCGUGAGGAGAGAAUAUUUGUCGAUGCCAAUGCUGUGAAAGAUCAGUUAAAAAAAGCACAAGAAAAAAUUGAAGUAAGCGUCGAUGUUUUGCGUGAACAAAUAGAAGAAAAAGCGUCCUACUAUCAAGUAUCGAUCGAUGCCGCGCAUGAACAAAUCACGAAAGAAUCAGAAGCAAAUCGAGUGACAAUGAAAAAAGACAAUGAAUUGCGAUACGAUCAAGCCUUGAAAAAAUUAAAUCAGCACUCCGAAGAGAUCGAAAAACGACUUGAGAAGUUCAUCGAGCAACGCAUGAAUGAUAUCGAACAACAAUUACAACAAGAAGCCAAAAGAAUUCUUUCCAUCGCUGAGACAGCGAAAGCUGAGUCGACGAAAGCGAUGGCACAAGCUCGGCAAGCAAAUGAAACAAGUCGUCAAGCUACCGAAAAUGCUGCAAAAGCUGCAAAGUCAGCCGAAAGUCUCGUUAAAUGGUCGCAAGAACGUAACGAAGAGUUUCAACGUAGUAUGAAGAAUUGUGAGGAGAUGGUUCAGAAAACUGCUCUUGCUCAGAAACAGGCGUGCGAAGAAGCAAUCACGGGUAUACGUACAAAGUUCGAAAGUGAUAUGGAACGAGCACGAGAAGCAGUCAGUAAAUCGGCUGAAAAUGCUAAAGAAUCGACGCGACUUACUCGACAGUCAGAAUCAACCAUGCAAGAUGUGCAGAAGAUGAUGAAAAAUCAAGUAGAAGUCCACAAGACCGAAGUGAAGAAGAUCCUCGCCGAAGCGAAAGAGUCACGACAAGAGAGUGAACGAGCUGCAAACGAAGCUAAAGAAGCACAAAAACAAGCAACACGAGCAGCUGAAACAAGCACUGCAGCAAUAGAGAAGACGAAUGCGAUCCAAACUAAAAUGGAGAAAACUAUUCAACAAGUGGAAAAAUUAAGAAAAAAAUUACCUGCUUCACCAUUUCUAUCAUCAGUAAUAGCAAUUGAUGACAACUCUUUUUAA
Adineta steineri is the source of this 6114-nucleotide messenger RNA. The record is from the annotation of a GenBank genome assembly. NCBI's taxonomy places the organism in Eukaryota, Metazoa, Rotifera, Eurotatoria, Adinetida, Adinetidae.